Messenger RNA from Rhodofomes roseus, 1680 nucleotides. Its product is annotated as cytochrome P450. Bases 1 to 1680 code for a protein of 559 amino acids. NCBI's taxonomy places the organism in Eukaryota, Fungi, Basidiomycota, Agaricomycetes, Polyporales, Fomitopsidaceae. Gene Ontology annotation, molecular function: heme binding; monooxygenase activity; iron ion binding. The record is from RefSeq and is a predicted model, not a curated record. The transcript is spliced from 14 exons.
AUGGUCUUGGAAUCAGCACUACACGCCGUUCUCCGUGUCCAGGUUCUUCUCAAAGUCGUGGGCUUAGUAGGACUCGGACUGCUACUUCGCGAACUUCUCUCCUACAUCCGUUUGCGCAUCGCGCUACUCUCUGUUAGCAAGUUACCCGGGCCUCCUGCGCAAUCGUACUGGACAGGCAACCUGAAACAGCUCAUCGCUCGAGACGCAGAGGAGUUUCAGCAACACGUCGCUCUGGACUAUGGCCCAGUUACUAAGUUAAACGGGUUCUUCGGGGAGCCGAUUUUAUACGUAUCUGACCCUAAGGCCUUGCAUUCAAUCCUCAUUAAGGAUGAGCACGUUUUUCAGGAGGGCAAGGAGUUCCUCGCAAUCAUGAAAUGCUUGUUUGGUAACUGCCUGAGUGGCGCAUCCGGUCCGGACCACGGCAAGCAACGGAAGAUGCUCAAUCCAGUGUUCUCAGUUAAACAUAUGCGCCACAUGCUCCCCCUCUUUUGGGAACUAGGUCACAAGUUCUCAGAAGCAAUUGGUACUCGCGUGCGCGAGGGACCUCAGGAGUUGGAUAUGUUGUCAUGGUGCGGGCGAGUUGCGUUGGAGUUGAUUGGCCAAGGGGGUCUAGGAUACUCCUUCGACCCGCUUGUCACGGACAAAGCGGAUUCGUAUGCCGAUGCUCUGAAGUCAUUAGUUCCGGAGCUCGACAGCCUGAUGCUCUUCCGGAAAUUUAUCUCCAUUUCUGAGCCCCUCCCGACCUGGAUUCGCCGUAGCUUCGUGAGCCUGUUUCCUCCGGGGACUCGAGUCCACACUCUGGCGAAUAUCAUCAACAAUCUGGACAAGAACUCGAAAGGCAUAUACGCUGACAAGAAGCGUGCGCUCGAGCAAGGCGAUGCUGAGAUCAUGAAGCAGAUCGCGCAGGGAAAGGAUAUCAUGAGCAUCCUCCUGCGCGCAAACGCUUCAGCAGAUCCAGAGGACAGGCUAUCCGACGAAGAUGUGAUCGCCCAGAUGUCUUUGUUCAUUGUGGGAGGUCUAGACACGACGGCAUCUGCACUCUCGCGCGCCCUGAUGCUACUUGCGGAGAACCCUGAGCGUCAGCAGAGGCUCAGACAAGAACUCUUGAGAUCGGAUGCUUGCGGGAACAUGCCGUAUGACGAGCUGAAUCGUCUGCCAUACCUUGACGCCGCAGUCCGCGAGACACUCAGACUCUAUCCUCCAGGAACGAUCAUAUUCCGAGUGGCGGGUCAGGAUGCGGUGCUUCCCCUCUCCGAGCCCGUACACACCACCGAUGGGAAGACUAUGGACGCAAUCCCCGUUACGAAGGGAUCCCAAUACCUCGUUGGUUUCACCGGUUGCAAUAUGAGCAAGGGGCUGUGGGGUGAAGACGCGCUCGAAUGGAAGCCAGAGCGCUGGCUGGCGCCCCUCCCCGCGACGAUCAUUGAGUCACGUAUACCGGGUGUAUACUCGAAUCUGAUGACGUUCUCUGGGGGCAAGCGUGCCUGUAUUGGCUUCAAGUUCUCAGAGAUGGAAAUCAAGGUCGUUCUGGCUGUGCUCUUGUCGAAGUUCACCUUCGAGCCGAGCGACAAGCCGAUUGUGUGGAACGUCGCUUCGGUGUGGUACCCCACGGUCGGCAGAAAGAGCAACACGCCCGAAUUGCCGCUCAAGGUUGGCUUGUACCAACCCUCGAUGAACUGA